This is a messenger RNA of Larimichthys crocea (large yellow croaker), 5827 nucleotides long. RefSeq names its product integrin, alpha 1 (gene itga1). The transcript is spliced from 30 exons. The coding region runs from base 265 to 3816 and encodes 1183 amino acids. The record is from RefSeq and is a predicted model, not a curated record. Gene Ontology annotation, molecular function: integrin binding. Gene Ontology annotation, cellular component: external side of plasma membrane; integrin complex. Lineage: Eukaryota; Metazoa; Chordata; Actinopteri; Sciaenidae. Gene Ontology annotation, biological process: cell-matrix adhesion; cell-cell adhesion; integrin-mediated signaling pathway.
UGUCCCGGGUCCGCUCAACUGAGAGAGAGAGAGACACGCAAUGGAACAGAGCUCAGUUUGAAACGGGACCUCAGACAGUUAAACUGUGGAUGCAGCAGCACAGGAAAUGCCCUGUGAGCCCUUGGUAGUCAUUUAGCGAUUUUUGACUUGACUUCUCUCUCUCUCUCUCUGUUUAACGUGACAGCGAGCGUCAAAGGGGAAACAAGAGUCCGUGGAAUAAGUGAAGGCUAUACAGGACCAUCUCCAGUUCUCCAGUGCGCCAGGAUGCUUGGGAUAAGUCAACAUUUCACGUUGACAACAGUGGCAGUUGCUGGUCUGCUGGCAUGCGUGUUCUCCUUCAACGUGGACCAGAAAAAUGCCGUGCCGUUCAGCGGGCCUCUGGACGACAUGUUUGGUUACACUGUGCAGCAGUUUGAGAACAGCGAGGGGAAGUGGGUUCUGAUUGGUUCGCCGCUGACGGGCCAGCCAGCUAAUCGGACAGGAGACGUUUACAAGUGUCCUGUGGGGAGAGAGAACAACAAAUGUGUCAAACUGGAUCUGUACAAAAACACAACAGUUCCCAACUUACAUGAAGUGAAGGAGAACAUGACCAUGGGAACUACACUGGUGACCAAUCCCAACGGAGGAUUUCUGGCCUGUGGUCCUCAGUACGGCUACAUGUGUGGGCGGCAGCAGUACAUCUCAGGAGUUUGUGCGAAUGUCAGCUCUUCCUUCGAGGUCCUCAACUCUGUGGCUCCGUCCGUGCAAAAGUGUGAGUUGGACAUUGUGAUACUUCUGGAUGGAUCUAACAGUAUCUACCCCUGGUCCAGCAUCGUCGAUUUCCUGCUACGUUUCCUUGAGAAAAUUGUGGUCGGACCUAACCUCUCACAGGUGGGAAUAGUGUCAUAUGGUGAGACUGUGAUGCACAGGGUCAACCUGAGCCAGUUUAACAACACUCGUGAUUUGCUGGAUUUUGUUAAAGACAUUCCUCAGCAACAGGGCUCCAAGACCAUGACUUUCCUGGGCAUUGAUACAGCCAGGAAGGAGGCCUUCAUGCCAGAGCGUGGCGCACGACAUGGGGUGAAGAAAGUCAUGCUGACUGUGACCGACGGAGAGUCACAUGACUCCUAUAACCUAGACGAGGUCAUAAAAGAAUGUGACAACGAUGACAUCGAGAGGUUUGGCAUUGCUGUUUUGGGAGACUAUAAUCGUCUGAACAAAAGUGCAGAAGAAGUGCAGAAGUUUAUCAAGGAGAUUGAGUCCAUCUCCAGUCAGCCGUUACGAGAACACUUCUUCAACGUGUCUGAUGAGGAGGCAUUGUUGACCAUCGUGGACGCUUUGGGAAGCAGGAUCUUUGCUUUGGAAGCUACAACUGGAAAUUUAACCUCCUCCUUUGAGAUGGAGAUGUCCCAGGCUGGGUUUAGUGCACAUACUUCUAAAGAAGGUGUUUUAUUUGGAGCAGUGGGUGCGUAUGACUGGAACGGGACAGUGGUGAUGCACGUGGGUGGAAAAAAUGUCACUCCGAAGAAUUCUACGUUCUACGAUCCACAGACUGAGGCCGGGUACGAAGGACUCGCUGGGUAUCUCGGCUAUGAUGUUCAGUCGGCAUCCACCCCUGAUGGAGUGCUGUACAUCACAGGUGCACCACGGUACAACCACACAGGCCGUGUUGUUAUCUAUCGCCUGAAUGAAAAGGACAACGUCGUCAUCUCACAGAUACUAAAUGGGGAGCAGAUUGGUUCCUACUUCGGCAGCGUUUUGCAGACCCUCGAUGUGAAUGGGGAUUCCUACACGGAUCUCCUCUUGGUUGGAGCUCCAAUGUACAUGGGAACAGAACGAGAUGAGCAGGGACAAGUCUAUGUCUACAAACUCAAGGAUGGCCAAUUUGAGCGCGAGUUCAUUUUAAAGCCUAUCAACCAGUCCUGUUGCACUGCCCGCUCAGCCAGCUGCACUAAUAAAAAUGAACCAUGUGGUGCCCGGUUUGGUACAGCUAUUGCAGCCGUAACAGAUCUCAACCUCGAUGGGUUCAAUGACGUGGCGAUCGGCGCGCCUUUUGAAAACGACCACCGAGGCGCCGUCUACAUCUAUCACGGAGAUAAAACAUCACUGAAAGAGAAAUAUGUACAGCGUAUCCCUGCAGGUGGGGACGGUGAGAAGGUGAAAUUCUUUGGUCAGUCCAUUCACGGUGUCAUGGAUCUAAAUGGAGAUGGAAUUACUGAUGUUACUAUAGGAGGUCUUGGAGGAGCUUCACUAUUCUGGUCCAGAGAUGUUGCAGAGCUUCAUGCCAACUUGACUUUUGACCCUGUUAAAAUCAACGUGCAGCAGGCUCAGUAUCAGUGUGAACACGCUGGACGCAAAUCCGUGUGCGUGCAAACGGAUGUGUGUUUCACCUACAGUAUCAAAUCUGAUCAGCAGGACUUAAACUUUGUUGCAGGGAUCCGCUACAGUUUGACACUGGAUGCUCUGCGUGCAAAAGCCAGGGCCUCAUUUAUUGACUCGGAUGAUAAAAGUGAUCGUAAGAUUACCAGGAACUUCACCAUCAAAGACAGAGAGACACGAUGUGUGCAAGAAACCUUCAUGAUGUCGGCCCGGCUGGAUUUCAAAGACCCUCUCAUGGUGUCUUUGGAAUUUGGAUCAGUUAAUGAGGACCAAGGCCCCGCCCUGGAUGAAAGCCUUCCCAGAUCCAUUAAUAAGACAAUUCCCUUAGUGGACUGUGGAAGUGACGAGAAGUGCAUUGCUGAUCUCUCUCUCAAAGCAGAGCCCAGUGUAAAGACAAUGCUGAUCAAAGCGAGCAAAGACAAGAUUGAUGUGAACAUCAACAUUAGAAACAGCAAAGACAACGCGUACAACACUAAAGUCAGCCUCAGCUUCACGCCGAACAUCAACUACGUUAAAGUCGAGCCGGAGAAGGACUGCACUCUGAAUAACACAAAGGUGGAGUGUGCCGUUGGAUACCCUUUCUUGGGAAGCAACGUAGAGGAAAUGUUCAGAGUGAGAUUUGAGGUCAAUCCUAACCAUAUUCAGAAUGAAAUCCAGAUCAACGUGACAGCUACAAGUGACAGCGAAGAAUUGGCUUCUACCCUGCAUGACAACUCAGUGCAAAUCUCCAUCCCUGUGAAGUAUCAAGCCGGACUCAUAUUCUCAGUGUGGCCCGUGGAUGGACACAUUGUAGUAAAAGAAGGUGAAAAGUAUCCCGCUGUAAUCAAUGACACCAGAAUGAUUGGAGAGGAGCUCAACAUCAGCUACACGGUGGAAAAAUCAGGUGAUAUGGUGAUUCCUCCCCUGGACCUUACAGUGAGAUACCCUCAUAAAUCUCCUCAGAAUAACAAUUUACUGUAUCUGACACACGUCACCACCAGUCCACAGGUGAAAUGUAACACAUCGCGGUUGAUCAACCCUGAGAAUAUUAACCCGAAAGUUGUAAAUCCCAAUCCAAAGACAGAAACACUUGGUGUUUUUGUACUGAGCUGUGAAAACCUCGACUGUGCAUCAUUUACCUGCUCCAUCCCCGAGGCCACUAUCAGUCAGGUCAAUGUCACGUUCAGAGUGUGGAAGCCUACGUUCAUCAAGGGCUCGUUUUCCAGUCUGUACAUGUUGGUGAACGGCACGCUGGGGAUCAGAGACACACACCUGUUUGAACUGAGUAGCAGUGACACGGCCAGAAGUGCGAAGAUCCAGGUUACGAAGGAGACCUUAGGAGGAAUCCCCAUUUGGAUCAUCAUCAUCAGUAUCCUGAUAGGACUGCUGAUCUUAGCACUCGUCAUCUUUGCUCUCUGGAAGAUGGGCUUCUUUAAGAGAAAAUCCAGAGACUUCUCAAAAGAGGACAUGAUGGACUGAGGCAUCCAAAACGACCAGCAGCAAGCAGCUCUGUGGCCGACUGCUUCCAGAGCCAAUCGGGUCGCGCUAAGCGACAGGCAGACUUUUAAACAAACAGUCGGACAGACGGAGGACAAGCCAUAAGACCCUCAGACACCUCAGUGCUACGACACAGUGACGACCUGGAAAACACAAUUACCAUUCACUGUUUCCUAUGCAGGCCUGGGCCAAAUAAUGUUUGCUAAAUACUUCCUGGGGUCUCAUGCACAGAGAGUGCUUAAACAGACACUUUUCUUUUCUCUUGUAUAAAAAAUCGUUGGCACUUACUGUAAACCUGAAGUAUUUGCAAAUAUUAUUUGUCAUAGAUCGGCUUCUUUCUUGCAGAUAUUACACAGUACUCAUCACGUCAGACCAAGCAGUUAAAGAAGAGGAGGGAGGAGGAAGAAACCAGGCAUCUGUUGUCAAAGUAGCAUUUAUCUGUAUAACAUACAGCAGUUCAGAGCUACGAUAGCUGCACUCAAGCUUUAGAAAAAAAAAAAGUACUCAGGUUUUUCGGAGGAUCCGAUGUCGCCUAAGCCACAUCACAUACUUUCUGUGCCAUUACAGCAACAAUGUCCAAAGGUCUACUCAUUUGUGAACUUUACAUGUGUUGGAGCAGUGUGUCUGAUAGCUUAGCCUCUUCUUUUAAAGCUUUUGUGCUUUAUUGGUUUCACGAGACACUGUACCUUUUAGCAUUUUAUUGCAUUUGUUUUGGUUUGAUAGUUUUAACAAUAUAACAUGGCACAUCCUUAAUUUCAAAAUGUUGGCCAAAGACACUGACCUGAAGUUCUAUCUGUAUGCUUUUUUUUUUUUUUUUUUUUUUUACACUAACGUUAACCAGUUUAAAAACAGAAACAUUGUGUCCCGGCUCCGAUGUCCAAUGUUUGUAAUUAGUGUCAAAAUCCAAAACAAAAUCCAAAACUUUGAUUGUACUGUAAAUAGACGUAAAUGCUCAAAAAUGUAAAGCUUAUAAAUGUAUAUAGUUGUGUUUGCUAUAAUUCAUGUAAUUUAAGAGGUUUUGUGGUCAGUGGUCGGAGAAGAUGAUUUUGCUCAGGUGCUACAAGUAUCAUGAAUGAUGACAUUAACAUUUGACAUAUACGAAAAUGAUCUGGCCUGUCUCACAUUUCGAAGCUGAUGCAAAUAUGUAAAUAUUGUUAUAUUUUGAUGAGAAAGUGAAAGCAUAAUUAUUCUGUACUGAAAAUAUACACGAUGGUGAGGGUUUGUAUCCACUACUUUGGUUUUAUUUGAUUGAAGUGAUGUUUAAAGCCUGGUGAAUGACGGCUUAAACGUGAUACAGCUGUAGCAUAUUUUGAUUUCAGCUUUUAAUUUUUGCAAAAUCGAAGCUAGAUUUAUUCCAGUGUAGAAAUAUAUGUGUCACCAUUCACCAGCAGUUGCCAAAUAGUAAAUGGGAUUCAUUGGUCCAUAGGUUGUAGUGUAUAAAAGCUACAAGUUGUACACAGCAUACUGUUGCCUCAAUGUCUCCCCACAUGCGGUACACAGUACCUUUCAGAGUUCUUCUUUCAGGUCUUAUUUGUUUGUUUUUUCCCAGAAGUUGCACAGCUACACAAUAUGUUAGAAGAGAUUAUAUUGUAUAUCGGAGAGACUUGAGUUUGUGCAUCUUUCUCGACUUUUUCCCUCAGAAGAUGGAGAGAAGAAGAGACUCUCGCUCUCCGCUGUCGUCAUGAAGCACAUGUAAUAAAUUGUAUGUAAAGAAUGUGUAACUGUUAGUCAUUUUUGAGAUUGUAUGACUGCAUCAGGCUUAUGCACGAGGGUGGAGGCACAAGACUCUCUUUGCUCACUUGAGGUGGUCUGGGUUCAUUUUCUCGGAUGAUAAGUAAGGCACAAAGUGAGAGUUGUGAGCUCCACCCCAGCCUUCUACACUGCUGUGAAGUCUUCAUUGUAAUGCACUGGUUUGUCAGACUGUAUGCGUCCUCAUCAGCACAGAAAUGAACUGAAUCUUAUGUACAAAAAUAAAAGACUUUUUACGAAAGAA